Malaya genurostris is the source of this 2186-nucleotide messenger RNA. RefSeq names its product E3 ubiquitin-protein ligase RMND5A (gene Sou). Gene Ontology annotation, biological process: proteasome-mediated ubiquitin-dependent protein catabolic process. The coding region runs from base 448 to 1644 and encodes 398 amino acids. The record is from RefSeq and is a predicted model, not a curated record. Gene Ontology annotation, cellular component: cytoplasm; GID complex; nucleus. NCBI's taxonomy places the organism in Eukaryota, Metazoa, Arthropoda, Insecta, Diptera, Culicidae. Gene Ontology annotation, molecular function: ubiquitin protein ligase activity; protein binding. The transcript is spliced from 6 exons.
UUUACUGACGCUGAUGGUGCAAAAUCAUCAUUUUUUCAAUUGCAGCGAUUACACUCUGUGAUUUCUUUUGGAGUACGGUAGAACUUUGGUUUAUUAUUGCGAUAGUGCAGUGAAAAAUUUAUGAAAAUAUUCCUUUUGGUAUCAAGAAAAAACCUACACUGAUUAUAUGUGGUGCAAGCAAAUACUGAUGUGAAGCCAUAUUACGUUAGUUUCGUAAAAAUCAAACUUUCUAUACAGGAUUUGUGAAAAUGGAUGCAAAUUAGCAAAGCAAUAGCCAACGGGUCAUUGAACAAGACAGCAAAGAAGAAGAUACAUUUACUAAACAAUCGAAACAACUCAUCAACAGAAUCUGAUUGUUGAGCCAAAAUUAUUAAAGGUCGGUCACUCUAAAAAAAGCAAGAAAAUAUUUUACCGUUUUAUAUCUUAGGUAUAGAACCAGUAGACAGGAUGGAAUCUUGUGCUGCCGUGGAAAAGGAAGUGGACAAAGUUAUUACAAAAUUUUCUGCGAUAAAUGAUCAUUCUCAGCGAAUCAUUAGCGACGUCAUUAUUUUCAUCGAAAAGCUGCGUUCGUCAAUUGCAGAAGCUCCUUCCGACGAGCAGCUAACACCGGGUCAAAUAGAAGUGCUGCAUGACGCAAUGGCGAAAGCGAAAGAUAAAUUGCAGCGAUUGACCACCGAACACCGGGACCUUCACGGCACCGUCAGCAAGGUGGGCAAAGCCAUCGAUCGCAACUUCGUUGCUGACUUCACUGCCACUUCGCGCACUGAUGUAUUCCAGUUGGAUCACAAUGUUACGCUGCUGAACAAAAUUAUGGCCCAGCAUUUUUAUCGACAAGGAAUGGAUGAUGUGGCCGACACGUUGAUCAAUGAAUCCGGUUUGCCGGCCGAGGAAAUAACACCAGAGCCGUACGCAGAACUGCACCGGAUAUGGGAGGCUAUUCAUAGUCACAAUCUAGUUCCGGCUCUUGAGUGGUCUACACGGUUUUCAACUGAAUUGGAUGCUCGAAACAGCACACUGGAGUUUAAACUGCAUAGAUUAGCAUUCAUGCAAAUUUUGAAUGGUGGAAUCAACGCCCAGACAGAAGCUAUAUGCUAUGCUCGCACAAAUUUUUCUAAAUUCGUCAAGCGUUUUGAAAAGGAAAUUCAGAUUCUAAUGGGAACGCUAAUAUAUCUUCCAGCGGGAAUUCAAAAUUCUCCGUACAAGUAUCUGACUGCACCAGAAAUGUGGAUUGAAGCUGCCGAUGUUUUCAUUAAAGAUGCCUGUUCUCUGUUGGGAAUCAACAAGGAUUCUCCACUGUCUGUGGUUUUCAAUGCAGGCUGCACGGCGCUACCAGCGUUGCUGAACCUAAAGCAGGUUAUGAUGUCCCGACAAGUUACUGGUAUCUGGAACGGAAGAGAUGAACUGCCGAUUGAAAUCGAUCUUGACCCAGACAAUCGUUUUCACUCGAUCUUUGCAUGUCCUAUUCUAAGGCAACAGAGCUCCGAGGAUAAUCCACCAAUGAAACUAUUGUGCGGUCACGUCAUUUCACGCGAUGCUCUAAGUAAACUUAGUAAUGGACCAAUACUCAACAAUACUUUCAGAUUGAAGUGCCCCUAUUGCCCGAUGGAGCAGUGUCCAUCCGAUGCGAAGCUGAUUUACUUCUAGAAUCAAAAUCGUCGCGAGCUUGGUUGUCCAGAACAAUUGCCCCCGAAACAAGAACUGAAUUAGUCGGGGCGUCGAAGGUUCGAGUUAUUAGCAGUAAUAUUCGUUGAUCGUUGACAACUGCCCCGAAAAUGUCUUCAAACGGUUACAUAUUCCAGUGUAAUUUUUUUUUUGUUAGGAAUGAUACAACAGUUAAGCGAAUAUUGCGUCCUGCCUGAAAAUCCCUUUCUAGUGACAUUUAGCAAAAUUAAUGUGGUUUCACUUGCGUAUUCAGAAUUUCAGACGAUGAGUUUAAAACUUUAAUCAGGAAGCUGUAUAUGGAAUAAGAACCGUUAAAGAUGGAAUACGGUAAGGCAUAACGAGUAGCUAAGGCAUAAUGAGUAGCUCAGUGUUGUCUGGUUCAAGAAACAAAUCGUUGAAACUUGUGUGUAUCGUUUAUGAUUUUAAACAAUUAUGUUACUAAUCUACAGAUAAUAGAUUUUAUAAGUGCUCAUUUGAUACAUCAUCUGCUGCGACUGGAAUAAAUGUAUGCCUUGAAUAGAAUA